Molecule: messenger RNA, 3918 nt
Organism: Synchiropus splendidus (mandarinfish)
Lineage: Eukaryota; Metazoa; Chordata; Actinopteri; Syngnathiformes; Callionymidae
Product: cholesterol 7-desaturase nvd
Exons: 7
Coding region: 80-1423 (447 amino acids)
Biological process (GO): chlorophyll biosynthetic process; cholesterol metabolic process
Cellular component (GO): chloroplast
Molecular function (GO): 2 iron, 2 sulfur cluster binding; chlorophyllide a oxygenase activity
Source: RefSeq, a predicted model, not a curated record
GUCUGGUUUACGGACAUUUAAAUGGCAUCUUUCUCGCGGAAAUGAUGCAGUCGUGCGCGCAGGAGUCCAGAUAAGCGCAAUGCUCGCGGUAGUCACCAUCGUCCUGGUGGGGCUGGGCCUCGCCGUCACCCGGGGAAGCGGCGCACUGGAGGUCAGCUUGCGCCAGGCGUGGAGGGAGACGGGCCAGCUCGGCGCCGCCGCUCCCCUCUUCGUCUGCAUCGUCACUUUCGGAACUUUGUACCUGCUCCUCGGACUAUACCGACUUCUUUUUAGCCCCUUGAAAGUGCUCAAGGGGCCGGAGGAGGUGGGCUACAUCCCGGCCGAGGGUCGCACCAGGGCGCAGGCUUACAAUGACGUUCGCCGCAGGAGGAAAGUCGGGGAGCUGCCCCCCAUCUACCCGAACGGCUGGUACCGGCUGCUGGACUCUCACAUGCUGGAGAGAGGUCAAGUCCAGACGCUGUCAGUCUUUGGGUUUCAGCUUGUGGUGUUUCGGGGCAAUGAUGGGAAGGCUCACGUUUUAGACGCCUACUGUCCACACCUGGGAGCCAACCUCGGAGUGGGAGGGAGAGUUGUCGGUGACUGCAUAGAGUGCCCGUUUCAUGGAUGGCAGUUUCAGGGCAACAGUGGCAAAUGUGUAAAAAUACCGUACACAGAAAAAGUACCAGAGUUUGCCAAGGUGAAGCACUGGCACAGCUGCGAGGUCAACUCCCUGAUCCUGGUCUGGUAUCACUGUGACGACAUUGACCCGGAGUGGACCGUCCCAGAGCUUGGGGAGAUCACCUCGGGGGAGUGGGCUUAUCGAGGGAGGACAGAGCAUUUUGUCAACUGUCACAUACAGGAAAUUCCAGAGAAUGCCGCAGACCUUGCUCACCUGGCUCACCUGCAUAUCCCCGGUAUGGCCAGCGGAUCCGAUCUACGCUAUACUAACAGCAAAGCCUGGGCGUUCAUGAAACACAACUGGAAGGCUCAGUGGGAACCUGAGCAGGAGCCCAACAAGCACUGUUCUCAGAUGUUGGUGAAGCACGCUCUGUAUCUGUUCGGUGUCCACUUCUCUUUGCUGGAUGUACAUGUUGUGGCCAGGCAGAUCGGACCCGGGCUUGUUUUUCUCACAUUCAACCACAGCUUUUUGGGCCGCGGCGUGAUCAUGCACUGUGUGACUCCAGUGGAACCUCUGGUCCAGUGCGUCAGUCAUACCAUUUUCUAUCAGGCAAACAUCCCCACAGCGAUUCCCAAAUUCAUCCUCAUGUCGGAGCGCAUCCAGUUUGAGCGGGACGUGAUGAUCUGGAACAGCAAAAAGUACAUCUCCAAGCCUCUGCUGGUGAAGGAGGACCAAACUAUCCAGAAACACAGGCGCUGGUUCAGUCAAUUCUACAGCGAGAACAGUCCUCAGUUUCAGUAUCAGCGUGACACUUUAGAGUUCUAAAGGCUGAUGUGCUAACCCUCCAUGGGGAUGCGAAGGUGCUGGUUUGUAGCUGGCCAAGCGCGCAUCAAAAUGUUCCAGUUAAAAACUACUACUUAAUCUCAAAAGUGCCUUAUGUAAAGCUGUGAAAAGAAUGAGCUUGUGCCCAUUGUUCGAUUGAACAGUUGGGACAAAUUUGUUUUAUUUAUGUGUAGUGUCUUUGUUGGCUUAAAUAGUGAAAAUUCAUUUUCCAUUGCUCUAGUUUGGCUCUAUGAGUAAUUAAAAACUUAAGUGCUAGAUACAACCCAGAAAAGGAAAAUAAAAAUGUUAAAAAAACAUGCAAUAAUUUUGUAUUUUAUCCUUGUAGUUUUGCCAGAAAAUGCCAGAUCAUGUCUAGCCUUUUGGAACAGGUAUGCUUGAAGAAUGAAAUGACUCUUUAGAUAAGAAAGGGUGUGCGAUAUGACGAUAUGAGAUCAUGAAUGAUUUGACUCUCAGUGAGAGUGAACUAACUAGUAUUGUCGAGACUGGAACAUGUAGAGACCAAGACAAGACCAAGAUAUUUGAAACUCAAGACCAGGACAUUAUAUAGAAGGAGUCUCAAUCUCAAACUGAUCCGCAAAUGAGCCGUAGCAGGAGCAGGCUCACAUUGCUUAACCAAUCAUGUGUCAGCUGAAACAAACAGGACCAGUCUGAAUAACAGUCUUCAGACUCCUUAACUGAUUUGUUAGGAACAAAAACAUGGACCCACCAUCUUGUGGGUCAGUUUGAGACCCUUGAUAUACAUCAACAACAAAACUGAACAAAAUGCCAGAAUCCUUAUUUUACCAACUAUACUUACCCACUAUGUCACUUUUUUCAACUGGUCUUCAAUAGAAAUCCUAAGUCCACUUAGUAUGAGACCAAGACAAUACCAAGUAAAAAUACCGAGACCCAAUAAACGUGGUCUUGGGACCGGUCUUGAGACCAAGACCAAUCUGGAGUACUACAACACGAGAACUAACUGGUGAUGAGCAUUAUUUUUAAAUGUGCUCUGCCUCCAACUGACCGGCGACACCAGACUUCUCUGCUGAGAGGACGGAGCUAACUUCACAUGUCACUUUGAGCCUUCACUCACAUUUGUGGAGGAUCAAGAUUUACCACACUGUAGUUGGCUUAAAACGAAUGCAGGACCAAUUGAACGCGCUCCAAAAUGUGAACAUCCAAACAAUGACUUCUGUAAUGAAACAAUCUGAGCGAAUGAAUUUUUACGAUUUUUCUGGAAACCCCCCAAAAUAAUAUAAAAUGAUGCAUAAGGAGGUAAAUUAGGAACUGCAUGCCAACCUUGACACGGUACAAGCCAGAGAAAGUUGACAUAAUAGUUCUCCUGGCGUGUAAUCUGUGAUAGGAAUUUGCAUUGCAGAUGAAUAACCAGGUUAUUUAAUCUGACUGAGUUUGAUCUUUUUUGCUCAAAAUUGUUCCUCUAAAAUAAACUCAGUUACUUAAGUUAGUGUUGUUAUUUAUUUACAAUAGGCUGUUGAGUGUUUUGUUGCAUUUAAAUCCUCUUAAAAUGAUGUUUAAAAACCGUCCUGUCUUCACAAACAUGAUAGUAAGUUUCAUGUUUGUGGAAGACAACCUUUUAUCUUGCAAGAGCACUGCACCCUUAAGCAGAGUGUUGUUGCUUACGUUCUUUGCUUAAGUUUUACAUAUGCAGAUUUCUUUCUCACAGAAAACUAGUCUCAAAAAUACAUCUAAGAUCGUGAUAACAUUGAAAUUGUAUCGCCCACCCUUAAAAAGCAGCCAUACAUGAGUGAUCAGCCAUUAUCCAAAUGUAUUAAACAUUAAUGGCUCAGUCGCUUCCAGUCUUCUCUGUUUGCUACUCUUCACUCUUGUACGCUUCAUUACACAUUACUAAGAUGUGAAGAAGUGCAGUAUGACCCUGUGAAAAGUUCUUGCUAUCAUUCAGACUGAGCAACAAUAAGAAACAUAAGAUUCAUUUUCUAUGCCAGGUCUUAACCUUGUAGAAUCUAGAGGCAAAGAUUGAGAGACGGCCACUCAGACACACACACCUGUUUGUUUUUGAACUGUGGGAGGAAACUGGAGUGCGAUGAGGAAACCAAUGAAGAAACAUAAAACUGUGCACAUGGAGAGCCCAUCCUCUAAUCACUUCCUGUAAAAAGAGUCAGCACUUAACAUUCUGAUGGAAAUAACAAAGGUACAUAGUCGAGCUGUAGGACUAACAAUGAUGAAACACUGCAGUCAUUUUCAAUGACUUUAAAGUAUAACCUGAAGAGGCAGUAGAGGUGCAGCAGGAUGCCUGCACGCCACGUACCCUGGCGCACUUUACCCAAAUCCACAAUUGAGUUGUACAUCUUUUAUCAAAGGGCCUUGGCAUACACGAAUCUAGUUUUGUGCUUUUGUCCUCUAUACUUUUGAAGACCUUCAGCAUUUCAGUAUCAGCAUUUCAACUGCAGCUUUCUUAAGAACAUAAUGAAAUUAUAAAUGUCAGUCGGAUGAGGGCAUAAAAGGGAAAAAAAAAACAA